Prunus armeniaca (apricot) is the source of this 480-nucleotide messenger RNA. Lineage: Eukaryota; Viridiplantae; Streptophyta; Magnoliopsida; Rosales; Rosaceae. The record is from the annotation of a GenBank genome assembly.
AUGGGUAUUUCUCGAGAUGCUCAGCUGAGAGCUUUGAAGGUUUUGAAUGUAGUCCUUGAAGGGGGAGGAAAGGAUAUUUUUGAAUUCGGAUAUAACAUUUUGAGGAAGCGUUGGGAAAAAUUGAGCAACAUCCCCUCUGUAUCAAAUCGCUUUAGUCUGCAAAAAUUUGCACCCAAACACUACACCUUUUUCAAGAAAACUAGAGGACCUUCACCAGUUUCGGUCGUCAAAGGACUUCACCACUCGAAGCCUUUUUCGUGCGAGAGGGAAGACGAUAAAGCUUGCUAUGCAGUCCUCCAAGAAGAAGCCAACGUUGACGGACGUAGAGGUUCUCAUAUUGGCGCUGAAGAUCGAUUUGUGCGUCUCACCCUCUUAAGGAGCCAAGAUGAUUUUGAUUUAUUGCUUCAACGACUCAACCAAUUAGUCUUGGAAGAAAGUCAUCGGCAAAGCUAUUUUGUCCACGAUUUGAAGACAAAUUAG